AUGUUAUGUUGUAUGAACCGUAAUAAAGGCUCUUCAAAGCAAGUUACCCCGGCCUUAGAGAACCGGACAACAACACGAAACUUUGAUAUGAGAAACAAGUUUUUCUGUCUGGUUUGUGGUGGCUCAUCUUGCAGAAACGAAAACUGACUCAUCCACCCCAACCCAGCCCUCAAAGGUUUAAAUUCAAGCUGGGUAACUGAAAAUAUCAUUGCUUCACAGCGCCUGACCACAAGGAUUAUAAAAGAUUUCAAUCUUCUCGAAGAGUUCCAAAAGUAUAACAUAACAAAUGUUAUAAAUCUUCAGCUUCCAGGCGAGCAUCCAUUUUGUGGGGACGGACUUAAGCCUGGAGAAGAUUUUUCUUAUUCUCAAGCUGAUCUGCCUGGGAUAAAAGUCCACAAUCUUGGAUGGCUUGAUAUGGACAUUCCUACGACUUCUCAGAUGAUCACUAUUGUGCAGCUGAUAAGCGUGAUUAUUUCAAAAAAAGAAAAACUGAUAAUCCAUUGCCAUGCAGGAUAUGGAAGGACUGGGACUGCUAUUGCUGCUCAUUUGAUUUACAGCACAAAUAUGAAUGAUAUAGACACUAUUGAGUUUGUGAGAUCAAAAAGAAAAAAAAGUAUACAAAGAAGGUCGCAAUGCAAUUUCUUGAAAAAGUUUUAUGAGUAUAUUACUAGGAUUAGAGUGCUAUAUCCUAUUAAUCCUAUAUCUAUUCAUGACUUUUUCGCGAAUCAAUUGGCUUUAACGUAUGGAAAGGAAGGAGUUAAGCUGAAAGGAGUCCCAAAAAUAUUGAUUCAGUUGUAUAGUCAUAUUUUCGAAUUGGUUGAAACGCAAAAGUUUACGUCAGAACAAAUAUGUCUAGCUUUUUGUGACCCUGAUAAUGCAAUUUUUCAAUCAAAAGAAUAUAAAGAACUAAUUGACGAAAAAACAGACUGUAGCGUCGAUUCAAAAGUGUUCGCAAGAAAAGAAGAGCUUAAUUCUGGGAUCUGGAGGCUGCAAAAAGAGCUUGAUCCAAGAGUUUUAGCUCAACUUGCCUUAUUAUGAAUAGAGGAAAGUGUAGCAGAACCUAUUUUUGAUUCGAAUUAUAUUGAAGAAAUGAUAAUGGGAAUUGAUUAUAAAAUUGAAGAAACUGCGGAUGAAAUUGAUUAUUUCGAUAAAUAUCAAUUAAAAAUCAUACAUUCGCUUAAAAAAUUAAAAAAGAUCUAUCAAAUUUCCAAAGAGCAUUUAACGCUGAUAGGAAUUAGGCAUGUCAUUGCUUUACAAAAAUCGAAGCAGAAAUACUCUCAUUUCUUUGAAGGGAAGAAAAUGCUUAAUAUUACAGAAGAUAUCCUUGAUCCUGCUGAGGUAUAUUUACUGAGGAAAAUUAUUUCAAAUUAA
Messenger RNA from Blepharisma stoltei, 1371 nucleotides. Lineage: Eukaryota; Ciliophora; Heterotrichea; Heterotrichida; Blepharismidae. The record is from the annotation of a GenBank genome assembly.